This is a messenger RNA of Drosophila kikkawai, 861 nucleotides long. RefSeq names its product ciliary microtubule associated protein 1B. Gene Ontology annotation, cellular component: cytoskeleton. NCBI's taxonomy places the organism in Eukaryota, Metazoa, Arthropoda, Insecta, Diptera, Drosophilidae. The record is from RefSeq and is a predicted model, not a curated record.
UGUCGGGGCUAUGGAAGCCUCAUUUUGUAGAUAGAAUCCGUUCGGCAUACAUCUCUUUAACGAGUUCAAAAUUUUCAGUAAUAUAUUUUUCUAAUAUUGCACAAAACUAACUAAAAAUGGCGGUGCGACCUUUAGGCCCUGGACCCGGCGCUUACAUGCUACCACCCACAUACGGAUACGACAAGCAUGACAACCGAAAACAACGUAUGCCGCAGUACUCCUUUGGAGUGCGCUCCGCGUUGGUCGGAGAACAGAUGGGUCCUGGUCCGGGCGCCUAUAAGGUAGACAAGCUUACCCGCUAUGGCAACAGCAAGGGACUAGAGUACUCGAUGGCUCCCAGGACAGCCAUUCCAGUUGAGCGAAGCGGUCCUGGUCCCGGAGCCCAUGAUAACCACACCAAGCCAUUCUUCACGGGUACCCAAGCUCCAUCCUAUUCGAUGGGGCUGCGGACGGACUUGAACUUCAAAAAGGACGGUCCCGGCCCCAAUGCCUACAAGUACGAGGUGCAUGCUGUUCGUCCUGGGGUGCCUAAAUACAGCAUGGGCAUGCAAACCAAGACAAACAUGAAGACCAACUCGCCGGGUCCGGCCGCCUAUGCUGCCGGCGACAUUAAUGUGAAGCUAAACCGUGCUCCAGUGUACUCGAUGCAGCCCCGCACGAAUCUCCGGGGAGAAAACGUCGGUCCUGGGCCCAACUACUACGACCUAAUGUACUACCGUCCUGGCAAGAGCGGACCAGGCUACUCCUUCGGUCUCCGCCACUCCCAGUUCGCCCCGCCAAUGAUAGUUAGAUGUGACAACAUGUAGAGCUGCAAUAUUAGAAAAAUGUUCAAAAUUUAAGAAUAAAAUUGUUUUAAUCUAA